Rattus rattus (black rat) is the source of this 4621-nucleotide messenger RNA. RefSeq names its product angel homolog 2 (gene Angel2). Gene Ontology annotation, biological process: 3'-UTR-mediated mRNA stabilization. The transcript is spliced from 9 exons. Bases 517 to 2085 code for a protein of 522 amino acids. The record is from RefSeq and is a predicted model, not a curated record. Gene Ontology annotation, molecular function: 3'-5'-RNA exonuclease activity; mRNA 3'-UTR binding. Lineage: Eukaryota; Metazoa; Chordata; Mammalia; Rodentia; Muridae.
GGGCGUGAUGCCUCACACCUGUAAGCUCCACACCCAAGAGGAUAACCAUGAAUUUGAGGCUGGCCUGGAUUAGACAGCGUGUCACUCCGCCUCCAAAAAUUAAAAAAAAAAAAAAAAGUCACUUGAAAAUUCAAAGCGCCACAGUACAUGCAGCCUCUAAUAAUGUCACCCCACGUAGCAUCCACCGAAUCUUAGAUUUGAUGUACUGAUGAUGUUUUUCUCCUAUAAACUUUGAAGACUUAGUUAGAUAUUAAGAUUCCAAUGGUUUGUAUAACCUUUGAAACUGUGUAGCGUACCGUGUGUGGGGAAUAGCACACUAUUGUUACAUAAGCCGUAGGGAUCUGCUAAUUCCAUUCCUGGUUCCUAUGCUAUGGCAUUUUCAGAGUACCAGCUGUGUGCCUGGCCCGUGGGUGGAGACUGGGCUUACAGAAAAUACAGAGGUUCUAGCCCUCAAAAGCUCGAUGUCAUACAAGAAAAGGAUGUGGUAUAAAUAACUGCCAGCCUAAAGAGUACUCCAUGCUUCCCUAUCCUCUAAAGAGUUUGGGUCGAGACUGGACCACGCCGUGGGAGGAUCUGCAGAAAUAUUGCUGGCGCAGACACAUUUCCAGUUGUCUGAGGUGGCCAGGACAUUACUCACGGGCACCUUACCCAUACUUCAGUAGCCGGCAUUUCUCAUUGAACUGUAGACCGCCUUUUCUGUUUGAGUCUGGGACUCAGUUUCAGUACUACAAUUGGAGACCUGACCAACUGAGCAAUACAUCCUUGUUCCAUCUCUCUCGUUACGUGAUGAACUCUGACAGAGAUGAGCCCUCAUCUAAACGAAGAAAACACCAAGGAACAAUAAAAAGGAGUUGGGAGUAUUUAUGUAGCCAUAAUAAAGAGAAAACGAAGGACCUAGAAGACAGAAAUGGUGACUCCACAUGUGAGGACUGUGAAGAUAAGUUUGACUUCUCAGUGAUGUCUUACAACAUACUCUCGCAGGAGUUACUGGAGGACAACUCGCACCUCUACAGACAUUGCCGACGCCCAGUGUUACACUGGAGUUUCCGGUUUCCCAAUAUUUUGAAAGAAAUCAAACAUUUUGAUGCUGAUGUGCUUUGUCUACAGGAAGUUCAAGAAGAUCAUUACGGGACAGAGAUCAGGCCAAGUCUGGAAUCACUGGGUUAUCACUGUGAAUAUAAGAUGAAAACAGGAAGGAAACCCGAUGGUUGUGCCAUCUGCUUCAAACAUUCCAAGUUCUCACUCUUAUCUGUGAACCCAGUGGAGUUCUGCCGCCGUGAUAUUCCUCUGUUGGACAGAGACAACAUUGGAUUGGUUUUACUCCUGCAGCCUAAGAUCCCACGUGCUGCCUCUCCAUCCAUCUGCAUAGCUAACACACAUCUGUUGUAUAACCCACGGCGCGGUGAUAUUAAGCUGACCCAGCUGGCAAUGCUGCUAGCAGAGAUUUCCAAUGUGGCCCAUAGGAAAGAUGGCAGCUUCUGUCCCAUUGUCAUGUGUGGUGACUUUAAUUCUGUUCCUGGUUCUCCACUCUACAGUUUCAUAAAGGAAGGAAAAUUAAAUUAUGAAGGUCUUGCGAUUGGAAAGGUAUCUGGCCAGGAACAGUCUUCACGGGGACAAAGAAUUUUAUCUAUUCCAAUUUGGCCCCCAAACCUAGGCAUCUCUCAGAACUGUGUUUAUGAGGCACAGCAGGUUCCCAAAGUAGAAAAGACAGACAGUGAUGUGACUCAAGCACAGCAGGAGAAAGCAGAGGUCCCAGUGCCAGCUGACAAAGUGUCCUCACAUCUGCAGCAUGGCUUCAGCUUGUCCUCUGUCUAUUCCCAUUAUGUUCCUGACACUGGCGUCCCAGAGGUGACCACCUGCCAUUCCCGAAGUGCCAUAACAGUCGACUACAUUUUCUACUCUGCAGAGAAGGAGGACACUGCUCGUGGUCCAGGAGCUGAAGUUGCUUUGGUUGGUGGCUUGAAACUUCUAGCUAGACUGUCACUUCUGACAGAACAAGACUUGUGGACUGUGAAUGGCCUUCCCAAUGAGCACAACUCCUCAGACCACCUGCCUUUGCUGGCCAAGUUCAGGCUUGAGCUCUGACCAUUGCUCAUUCACAGAACUUCCUGUCUGUAUUCUUUUCAAAGGCUGUGAAAAUUUUAAAUGUUUGCAUGCUGUUCAUUUUUGUGAUUGGGGUUCUGGAUUUCUGUUGUGUGCUUGAAACAGAUUGGAAGAAAGAAAUUUACAACUUUUUUUAAUGAAAUAUUUUCCUGAUAACUGAUGUCUAAAGAACAUUAUUGUAAAUGACUUCUAAGUUCUGGUGAAGUUGACAGCAUUUUAAAAAUGUAGUUCACCUCCCUGGCCCUCAAGAUAGAAAGUCAGUGCUUUUUUGUACGUCAGGUGGUCCUACCAGGACCUGCAAUACUCAGCUUGCUGCCUUUUCUGGAGACUGAAUUUCAUUAGGAGAUGCCUGUGCUUGUUCUUAGAAAUCACUGGGUCAUUCCUCCACAGGGGUCCACGCUUCUGAGGAGGCUUGACUAUGUGAUGUUGUAGAGAAUACUUGACCCACAUCACUGCCACCUUAAGCUGUGGAAUGUACCUACAUUUUGUAAUGGAAAUAGUUGAGAAGUGUAGGUCAUUCCCAUAAGAGCAAGGCUCCUAGGGAGAUAUGGUGGUGCAUACCUAUAAUCUUAUUAGCAUUUGGAAGGUGGCAGCAAGAGGGUUAGCUGUCUAAAGCCAGCUUUAGCAACAUAGCAAGUUCAAGGCCAGCCUGGGCUACAUGAAAACCUGUCAUGAAACAAACAAAAAAAGCCAAAGUCCUUUAUGUCUGCUCCUGUCCUGGAUAAAGAUUGCCCCAAGGAAAGCAGAUGGGCCAGGUGUAUCCAUGAACAUCCUUAAUCCUAGCAUCUGGCAGAGGCAGGAGGAUCACUGUGUGUCCCAGGCUGACCAGAGCUAUACACAAGGCCCCACGUCUCAAAGAUUGACAAAAGGCAGCAGAGCCCAGGUUGUACCUCCGUCUCCUGCACUUCCUUUCUGUUGAAUGAUGGUCAGGAGCGACAUUUGCUGAGCCAAUUCUGUAUGAAUUUAUCAAAGCUGGUCUGGAAGGAAGGGGAGCUCCACAGUGGCGUAUCCUCCUUUACCAGCAGGAGUCAGCGUGGGAGGUGCUGCUUAGGCCCGGCAGCCUUCCUUCCAGGACCAUGGUGCCACAGUGCGCCGUGGCGCUUUCGCUGUCUAUGCAGCAUUACAGCAGCCUGGCCAGCCAGUAGCUCGCCCUGUGCAACGAAUAGUAGAAUUCUAAAUGUAAGUAGAAAUUUCUCUACUUUUAAAAUAGUAGACUCAGAUUACAGGCAUUCUUACUAAGUCAUUACUGUGCAGUGAUAGAUGUUUUUUACAGUGAGUUUUACUACUAAUAGGAUGUUUUAAAUUAGAUAGUAAAUUUUUGUAAUUUAAAAUUUUAACUCCUUUAUUCUAGCUAUUAUGUCUACUAGACUAUUGCCUCAGAGGUACAGGCUGAAGUGCCCAGUGAACACUGAGCAAGCCAGCAGGCUCACUCUGGUUUUCAUGUAGAGUAUUAAUGUAGUGCUGAGGUGGCCCACAGUUUUCAGUAGUACUUUGUGGGGUCCUGGUUAGAGACACAAUCACUAUCAAAUUACAGUAGUAAUUGCCCCUUUUUAAUAUGGAGAUUGUGUUGAAUUUGUGUAGACAUAAUUGUAGGCAAACUAACAUUCAUUAAAACCUUUGUAAGGGGCUGGAGAGAUGGCUCAGAGGUUAAGAGCACCGACUGCUCUUCCAGAGGUCCUGAAUUCAAUUCCCAGCAAUCACAUGGUGGCUCACAACCAUCUGUAAUGGAAUCUGAUGCCCUCUUCUGGUGUGUCUGAAGACACCAUACUCACAUAAAAUAAAAAAAAAAAAAAAAAAGAAAAAAAACCUUUGUAAAGUUUUUAUAUCUUGAUGAAUAUAAUGUAAAUUUAAGCCUAUUUCCUGUACAGCACCUUGAUUUAGUUCAUUCAUAAAUUGCUGUUAGCUUAUUGUUAAUUUGUGGCCACACAAUACUUCUCACAAGCUUUUAAAACUCCAAUAAAAAUUAUCUAUUUUUCUACUGUUGUGGACAGAGAGCAGCACCUACUGAGCAAAGUUGGAUCUGACUCCAGGAGUCAGAUCCCUCACAGGCCAAGGCGUGUAGUAUCCCUAUGCCUGGUGUGUGUUUGCUUGCACGUGUGUCUAGAAGCCAUCGGCGAGCCCUUUGAAGCCAUCCACCUUUUAUUUUUAAGACAGGUCCUCUCGCUGGCCUGGAACAUCCAAAGUAGGAUAGAUAAGCUGACAGGCCAACCAGGCUCCGAGAUCCUGCCUGCCUCCUCGUGAGACAUGCUGUGGAUACUUGGCUUUUCACGUGGGUCCUGGGAUCACACUCAGGCCCUCUGGCUGAGCCAUCUCCCCAGCCUCAUGCUGGCCGGGUUGUAAAUGCAAAGGGUGAGUGUGAUGAUGUCUACUGCGCCUUUGCCAUCGAGAAAAUAGACACUCAAAUCCUGUCUUCAGGAUUGAGCAUCUGUUAGUUUUUAAUCUUUUGUUAAAAAAAAGUUGUAAGUCGUAGAGUCCUUUGUAUCUGUAAGCUGUAAUAAAUUAUUAUAUUUGCACAUUU